This is a messenger RNA of Myxocyprinus asiaticus (Chinese sucker), 5569 nucleotides long. RefSeq names its product kinesin-like protein KIF2A. NCBI's taxonomy places the organism in Eukaryota, Metazoa, Chordata, Actinopteri, Cypriniformes, Catostomidae. The transcript has 21 exons. Bases 92 to 2302 code for a protein of 736 amino acids. Gene Ontology annotation, molecular function: microtubule binding; microtubule motor activity; ATP binding. The record is from RefSeq and is a predicted model, not a curated record. Gene Ontology annotation, biological process: microtubule-based movement.
UGACCUCCUCCCGGUUUCUACGGCCGCUGGAACUUCAAUCGUUAAACCCGCUCAAAUAUACCCAUACAGACACUGGCACACACAUGAGGGCAUGGCAGCUGUGUUCGGCAAGCUCCAGAUUGGCAUUUAUGUGGAGAUCAAGCGCAGUGAUGGCAGAGUACACCAGGCCAUGGUGACAUCACUGAAUGAAGACAAUGACAGUGUGACCGUGGAGUGGAUUGAAAAUGGAGACACAAAAGGGAAAGAGAUCGAUUUGGAGAGCAUCUUUGCACUGAAUCCAGACAUUGCGCCUGAUGAGGAAAUCGCACAAAGUCCAGAAACUCCUCCGCCCCCUGUGUCAAGUUCCAUCAAAAUCAACAAGAUUCCCCAAAACAAGAAUCGUCGAACAGUAGCUCCACCUAAAACUGAACCACCCGCAAGGGAUAAUCGAGGUACGACUCGAGCACGGCCGAGCCAACAGAUUGAAGCACUUCCAGCUGCGCCUGCGCCACCUCCACCGAUUCAAAACCAAACCCUACAGCAGAACGCUCGCAGGAAGUCCAACUGUGUGAAGGAGGUGGAGAAACUUCAGGAGAAAAGAGAGAGAAGACGAUUGCAACAACAGGAGCUGAGAGAGAAGAGAGCACAGGAGGUCGAUGCCACAACCCCUAAUUAUGAAAUUCUGUGUAUGAUCCGAGACUUCAGAGCGAGUCUGGAUUACAGGCCACUGACAACUGAGGAUCUGAUCGAGGACCACCGGAUAUGUGUGUGCGUGCGGACACGCCCACUAAACAAGAAAGAGCUGACCUUGAAGGAUCUUGACGUCAUCACCAUCCCCAGUAAAGACGUGGUGAUGGUCCAUGAACCCAAGCAGAAAGUGGAUUUAACAAGAUACCUGGAGAACCAGACGUUUCGUUUUGAUUAUGCUUUUGAUGAUACUUCGACAAAUGAAAUGGUUUACAGGUUUACCGCUCGACCGCUGGUUGAGACCAUAUUUGAGAGGGGAAUGGCAACCUGUUUUGCUUACGGUCAAACGGGCAGUGGAAAAACUCAUACAAUGGGAGGAGAUUUUUCAGGAAAGAAUCAGGAUUGCUCGAAAGGGAUCUAUGCACUUGCUGCACGGGAUGUUUUCCUCAUGUUAAAAAAACCUAUCUACAAAAAGUUGGAUCUUCAGGUUUAUGCGACUUUCUUUGAAAUUUACAGUGGGAAGGUGUUUGACCUUCUAAACAGGAAGGCGAAACUGCGUGUGUUGGAAGACGGUAAGCAGCAGGUUCAGGUUGUCGGGUUGCAAGAGAGAGAGGUCAAAUGCACAGAGGAUGUGCUCAAACUCAUCGAGAUGGGCAACAGCUGCAGAACAUCUGGCCAGACCUCAGCUAACGCUCACUCGUCUCGCAGUCACGCCGUGUUUCAGAUUAUUCUCCGCAGGAGGGGCAAAAUGCAUGGCAAAUUCUCUCUCAUAGACCUGGCUGGAAAUGAGCGAGGGGCGGACACGUCGAGUGCCGAUCGGCAGACGCGACUCGAGGGGGCGGAAAUCAACAAAAGUCUCCUGGCACUGAAGGAGUGCAUUAGGGCUUUAGGUCGGAACAAACCACAUACUCCGUUUAGAGCCAGUAAACUCACCCAGGUCUUACGAGAUUCGUUCAUCGGAGAGAACUCAAGAACAUGUAUGAUUGCAACAAUCUCUCCUGGAAUGGCGUCGUGUGAAAACACAUUAAACACUUUGAGAUACGCCAACAGAGUGAAGGAGUUUGGGAUAAGCCCUUCAGACAUUCCCUUCUCGCAGGGGGGCGGCGGUCGCUCUGAGCUCUCUCCUACCUAUGAGUAUGAUGACUUUGAUACCUCACCCAGCAGGGUGAAGGAGUUGACCAUUGACCCCAGUGCAGUGAUGGAGUGUCGGUCCGGAGGUCACUCUGUCAAUCAGCUGGACGUGUUGGAGGCUCAAUGGGGAGUCGGCAGCUCUCCUCAGAGAGAUGACCUCAAGCUGCUCUGUGAACAAAAUGAAGAAGAAGUGUCUCCACAGCUCUUUACCUUCCAUGAGGUUGUGUCUCAUCUAGUGGAGAUGGAGGAACAGGUUCUGGAGGACCAUCGGGCUGUGUUUCAGGAGUCCAUACGUUGGCUGGAGGAUGAGAAGGUGCUUUUGGAGAUGACAGAGGAAGUGGAUUAUGAUGUGGAGUCUUUCGCCACUCAACUCGAGCAAAUUUUGGAUCAAAAGAUCGAUGUGUUGACGGAGCUCAGAGAUAAAGUAAAGUCUUUCCGCUCUGCUCUUCAAGAGGAGGAACAGGCCAGUAAGCAGAUAAACCCAAAACGUCCUCGAGCUCUGUAGUUUCACUGCAGCACCAGCACACAUUAUGCUCAACACUGUAUAUUCCUGCCUCAAACACCUUUUUAACGACCUGUCUCAGUGUAUGUACAUGAGUACUGUUAGUGUUGUGACCAUUUUUAUUCAUCCAAGAGAAGCACAUUUUAAAGCCUAAUUGUAUAAGAAAUAUAGCUAAUUUCAGUUCUGACUAAAAUUAAUGAUUGAUUCCAUUUAAGGCCAUAUUGUGAUGAAAGAGAACUUGUGAUGUUCAAUUACUUGAGCAAAUGCAUGCACAAACCAGCUUCGAUUGUACAUCUGCAUCUGAUUUGACUGUCUGUUCAGUCUGUAAAUAUUUCAUUAACACAUUUUUAAUGCUUUUCAAAUGUAUAUACAUAAACCUGCUCCUCUAUUUACAAGAGUUUGCCAGUUAAUGAAAUACAAUUAUGCUCUCCCAAUGUAGAGAAAUCUCCAGAUUAAUACUUAAAAUUAUGGAUGUGAUUUCGACAGAUAUUAUAACAUACAGUGAUGUGAUAAAGUAUUUGCCCCUUCCUGAUUUCUUCUACUUUUGUGUAUUUUUCAUACUAAAUUGUUUUAGAUCUUAAAACGAGAUAUAAUAUAAAACAAAGGCAACCUGAGUACACACAAAAUACUGUUUUCAAAUAUAUGUAUUUUUUUAUUAAAGCAAAAAAAGUUAUCCAGCACCUAUAUCACCCAUGUGAAAAACUAACUGCCCCCUUAAACUUAAUAGCUGGUUUUGUCACCUUAACAGCAACAACUGCAACCAAACGCUUCCGAUAACUGGAGAUCGAGAUCAGCCUUUCACAACGCUGGUGGAAUUUUGUCCCACUCUUCUUUGCAGAACUGCUUUAGUUCAGCCACAUUAGGAGAUUUCUGGUAGAGAGCAGAAUUCAUGUUUCCCUCAAUUAUUGCAAGUCGCCCUGAAGCAGCAAAGCAUCCCAACACCAUCACACUACUACCACCGUGCUUGACCGUAUGUAUGAUGAUCUUUUUGUGGAAUUCUGUGUUUGAUUUACGCCAGAUGUAACGGGACACUUGUCUUCCAAACAGUUCCACUUUUGACUCAUCAGUCCACAGAACAUUCUCCCAAAAGAUUUGAGGAUCAUCAAGGUGUGUUCUGGCAAAAUUCACAUGAGUCUUAAUGUUCUUCUGGGUUAGCAGUGGUUUUCACCUUACCACUCUUCCAUGGAUGGCAUUUUUGGCCGGUGUCUUUCUGAUAGUGGAGUCAUGAACAGUGACCUUUAUUGAUGCGAGAGUGGCCUGCAGAUCCUUGGAUUUUGUCCUUGCCUUUUUUGUGACUUCCUGGAUGAGUCAUCACUGUGCUCUUGGAGGAAUUUUGGAAGGUCGGCCACUUCUGGGAAGGUUCAGUAUUGUGCCAAGUUUUCUCCAUUUGGAGAUAAUGGCUCUCACUGUGGUUCUUUGGAGUCCCAGAGCCUUUAAAAUAGUUUUGUAACCCUUCCCAGACUGAUGUAUUUCAAUCAACUUUUUCCUCGUCAUUUCUGGAAUUUCUUUCGACCUUGGCAUAGUGUGUCACUGGGUGAGACCUUUUAGCCAACUUCAUGCUGCUGAAAAAGUUAUAUUUAGGUGUUGAUUUGAUUGAACAGGGCUGGCAGUAAUCAGGCCUGGGUGUGUCUAGUCCAGCUGAACCCCAUUAUGAAUGCAGUUUCAUAGAUUUGGGGAUUUAAUAACCAAAUGCUUUUUCACACAGGCCCAGUUGGUAUUGGAUAACUUUUUUGCUUCAAUAAAUAACAUUAUCAUUUAAAAACUGUAUUUUGUGUUUACUCAGACUGCCUUUUGUAUUAUUUUAGAUUUUGUUUACAUUUUUUAAAACAAUUUAGUAUGAGAUAUAUACAAAAACAAGAAAUCAGGACUUUUUCUUUACUUUUUCACAACACUGUACAUUACGACGGACAAAUAUUUAGUACUUUUGGGGGGAAAAGCCCUGAUAUUAUCUGUCCAAAAUAUAAUGUAAAUCAGAUAAAUUAAAGGUCAGUAUUGCCCAUACCGAUAUACUGGUGCAUUCAUUGUUGCAAAACAAAAGCUGCACGACUGCAAAACAGAUGAUCUCUAUUGAGACCUACAGGAACUGACUAGUUUCAUUAUAGUUACUUAUCAUGACAAAGUGUUGCAAGGAUGGAAAGGGAUAGGCUUCAAUACGUAUUUGCAUUGUUGGGUUAUUUUAUUUGAUAGAGGGAUGUAACAAAAUUAAAUGCAGUGUUGUACAGAAGCGCUGAACCGCAAGGUGAAAAAACAGUUUUUUUGUUGUUUUUUUUUAGGUGUCUUAGUGCCUUCCUGAGCUAAGACACACAAAAAUAUUUUUUUUUUUCUCCUCAAGAGGCAACACAUGAAAUCUUGUGCUGUCAAGGUGACAGAAUCUGAAGGUCUCCAAACAAUCAGAAGUAACUUCUGAUUUCAUGUAUUAGAAGACUUUCUAAAAUUAUAUUUUUUUUUUCUUGAGUAAGAUUUGCAAAACAUUCUUGUUAUUGUAUUGUACUAGAAGUAUACAUGUAUAGAUCAACAGAUAAAGUACCACAGACAUUCAGUCUUGUCAGCAUUGACAAGCUUACUGAUAUUGGCACAUGGUGGCCGAGGUUGGUAUCACAUGCUAAUUGUUAGCUAGCAAGAAAAAAAUAUCUAAUGUGUUGUGGAGCAAAAAAAAAAAGGGGGAAAAAAUAUUUCUUAGUUUAAAAAAAAGGGGGAAAAAAUAUUUCUUAGUUUAAAAAAAAGGGGAAAAAAAUUUCUUAGUUAAAAAAAGGGGAAAAAUUGCAGAUAUUUUUUUUUUAUUUUCGUGCAGGACAUAGGCUCAGGAAGGCAAUAAGAUGCCUAAAAAAAUACAUUUCACCUAGUGAAUUUUUUUUUCACCUUGCAGUGCAGGGCUUCUGUAGUGUUGCACCUGCUUUUCAAUAAGCCACUAUGAAAAAAAUCUUAGCUAAUUCUGCUCUGAUGGACAAUCAAAAAAAUUAUUUAGAAAAAUCUAACUUUACAUGGUAGUUUUUUUUCUGCAGAAAUCAAAAGGGAAUUUUGUUACAUUUUUGUAAAUUAAGAAUUCUUGAAAGUGUUCAUUAGUAAAUUCUAGCUACUGGUUUUAAGAUGCUAUUUAUAAAAGCAGUCCAACAUGAUCCCGUCUAUUAACAUUUUAAAAGUGUCCUUUUAUUUUAUUCCAUUUGAAAAGUUGUGUGAUGGGGAGAGUUGAAAUAUUCCCUGAAUCUGGAACUGUCGAUGUUUCAUUCAAUGUAUUGCGGAGCUAAAAUAAAGAGCCAUCCGAUAACUUCA